This is a messenger RNA of Vollenhovia emeryi, 3215 nucleotides long. It is a transcript of the gene Rab9, whose product is annotated as ras-related protein Rab-9A. The transcript has 3 exons. The record is from RefSeq and is a predicted model, not a curated record. Gene Ontology annotation, cellular component: lysosome; late endosome; phagocytic vesicle. Gene Ontology annotation, biological process: retrograde transport, endosome to Golgi. Bases 785 to 1504 code for a protein of 239 amino acids. NCBI's taxonomy places the organism in Eukaryota, Metazoa, Arthropoda, Insecta, Hymenoptera, Formicidae. Gene Ontology annotation, molecular function: GTP binding; GTPase activity.
GCCCCCUGACCGAUCCCGCCCGCGGUGAGGAACGGGCGUUUCUUCUCGUCGUCUGCGAUGUGUCGGGGCGAGCGCCCGGCGCCGAAAAUGACCGAGAGCCGUAGCCGUCUGUCGACCAAAGAGUGUUGCUGAAGCCGCGGCGCCGGGGAGAUCGAGAGGACGCCGCCGGAGACCCGGGAAUGCGUCGUCGAUCCCGCUGACGAGCUGCCGCCCGCUGGCCUGGCCCGUGGCUAGUGCCGCGACAACAAAGGACCGUUGUCUCGUCGCGUGCCUCGAGCGCGACAGUUUAAUUAAAAUUGGAGGGGGGGAGACGCGCGCGCGAGUUCGCUCCGCACCGGGCGGCUCCGAGACUCGAUGAGGGAGGCUCGCGCCGAUCGAGACCUCGCGUGACCGUGAGGUUAUGCAGCGGAGUCGAGAGGGAACGGAGACGUCGAGGUGUUCUCUCGUUGCUAGCUGUCCGGUGUAGGCAGGAGAGAAAGAGCGAGAGAGAGAGAGAGAGGGGGAGACGGGAAGAGAGAAGAGGAGGGAGAAAUCUGACGGAUAACGCGCGAGGCGGUAUUAUGUUUCGAUAACGUGAUUCGGCAAGUCCCGAGAGACCGAGGUCGUAACUCUGCGGUCCCUGCACCGGAUCAGCUGAUCGGAGGUGCUCCGAGGUGUCCGAGCGGGCUCGAGCGAAUGGGAGUAGCUGUCGAACGGGAUAGCUUCGCGCGCGUCAAGGUAGAUAUUAAUAAAUAUCGCCAGGAGAGUCGAGUCGGCUACCACCGGCGGGCCCUAGAUUUGGAAGAUGUCGGCGAGCAAUUCGAAUUCGUCGGCGAGCGCGGGCAGGGCCGGCGGUAAUCUGCAGAAUCGAAAUUCGCAGAGGUCCACCCUGCUCAAGGUGGUGAUCCUCGGGGACGGCGGCGUCGGCAAGUCCUGCCUCAUGAACAGAUUCGUGUCGAAUCACUUCGACGAGCACAGCUUCCACACCAUCGGGGUGGAGUUUCUCAACAAGGACAUCGAGAUCAACGGCGAGGCGUACACGCUGCAGAUAUGGGACACGGCCGGCCAGGAGAGGUUCAAGACCCUCAGGACGCCGUUUUACAGGGGCUCGGACAUCUGCCUGCUCACAUACGCGGUGGACGACAGGACGAGUUUCAGGAAUCUCGCCCUGUGGAGAUCCGAGUUUCUCAAGUACGCGGACGUUCAGGAGGGCUCCACUUUCCCAUUUAUCGUUGUUGGCAAUAAGGUGGACGUUCCCGAGUCCGAGAGGCAAGUUUGCACGGAAGAGGCUCAAGCUUGGUGUACGGAGAACGGUAGUCCCCCGCUGGUCGAAACGUCGGCAAAAGACGCCACCAACGUCGAGGCGGCCUUCGGGGCGGCGGUUGACGCGUGGGCGCGUCUGGAAGCCAGACUGGAGCGGCCUUUGGUGGAGGACACCGUCGAUCUCUCUAAGCAGCAGUCCCAGCAUCGCACGAGCUGCUGCAUGCCCAUUUCCGGCACCGAAUCCACAUUCGUGACCAGAUAAUGGAAAUGGCCGGUAGACUUGAUAUACGAUCUGUACGUGACGCAAGCCGACAUUUCUGGGACAAGUCGUUUGUAAAGUUUUCUUUAUGUUCGGAAGGGACACGCAACGUCGCACUAUUCAACUCGUAGAAACGGUGCUUGCUCUAUUUAGGAUCUGUAAGGAUACACGUUACACAAUAUAACUGUAAGAGAUUAUUUUUCUUCCCUUGGCCCGUGCGUCUUAUCUUUCUUUUGCGUAUUUACAGCGAGACGCGCAAUUCUUUUACACCCCGUAGAGAAUCUGAAUAGUUGCUGAAAUGAACAGAGCUUUCGAUAACACGUAAUCUCAUUUCGGUUUCAGUUACAGAGCUAGACAUUUUAACAAAUUAUACUUAGGAUAUCGGUUUCUUUACUCCUGGCAUACUUUGUUUCUAGGUCUAACAAAGUAAUUUGAAGAGAAUCUCUUGCCUGUCUACAAUACUCUCUUCAUUAUACGGCGAACUUUCUUUAUUGACACUGGAAUUGCAUCGGUUGUGUGUAAUAUGGGAUACAUUGUGUUUCAAAUUUUUUACUUAAGACCAGUUAAGAUCUCCAAAGAAUGUAUGGACCGCAUAGGAUAUCACUAGCAGUGUGAACGAGCGAUUUCUUUACUGGCUGGCUUAGGUUCUCUUUAUUACGAGUCUUAAAUACUCGAGCCACAGAGAUCGUAUAUAAGACAAAUAAUAUAUUGUGAUUGAUCUUUCCAGAAUACAACCUUAAGAUGUAAGAUCAGGUUAAACGUCCUUACUCUAUCAAUGCUUUGUGCAGCUCUUAAGCUACCGACAGUAUUUUAAGUGUUUCAUACACCAUUGGCUUGUGAUAAAAUAAUAAUAAUGAUGAUAAUAAAUAAGAAUAAGAAUGAUAAUUAACUUAUUACAUAAGAGAUAGGCGUAAACUGUAAUUUUAGCUUCGUAAUCUAAAUUUUGCCUUAUUCUCGCGGCAUACAUCUGAGAGCAGUAAAGCGACGUGAUUUUUUUUAGUUAAGCGCGGGAUCUCGCUACGAACACCCAGUAUUUAUAUGCGAAUUUGAUGUUUGUACAAAUUGCGGCACAGCUCGUCUGCUCUCGGAACAUUCUGUGCAUUCAAUGUCUAACGAUUUUUCUAUCAAAUUAAUAAUUAUGAAAGUGAAGCUUUUUGUACGAUCGCUGAUGCACACGGUGCGUUCUUGCCCCGCGUAUCUCUCAUCCAAAUGAUACUUUAUUCUUUAGAGAUGCCUCAUACAAAGUACAAGGAAAAAGUAUAUAAUGAUUUCCCCAUAACACGAUUCGAAUUAAUUGCGUAUGAAAUGUGCAUGCUGGUGCUUUUUAUAUAUGGCUAUAUAUAAAUUUAUAAUAAAGCAUAGAACGAUAAUAAUAGUUAAGAUGUUAAGCGCAUAAAACUGAUCAUAUCAAGGUGACGACCACCUCGUAACUAUUGAGAGUCCUGGAAUUCUUGCACCAAAUCUCUAUACGAAAUCUGUGAAUUGUUUUUAAAGGGAUACACUGCUGCACAUAUAUGAAUCUUAUUUGUGAGAAAAAAAACGCGCGUACCGAUUAUUUAUUAUUUUUACAUGUUUCGCAAACAAGGCCACUUCUCGUAUGUACAUGACUUAUGUAAAAAAAAUAUAUAUAUGUGUGUGUAUGCCUUAAGAUUUUAUAAUUCUAGGAGUUGAUUUUGCAAGAAAGAAAUAAACUUACACUGUGCUUGUUUAAGAA